Molecule: messenger RNA, 2325 nt
Organism: Scylla paramamosain (green mud crab)
Lineage: Eukaryota; Metazoa; Arthropoda; Malacostraca; Decapoda; Portunidae
Product: beta,beta-carotene 15,15'-dioxygenase-like
Exons: 12
Coding region: 249-1889 (546 amino acids)
Biological process (GO): carotene catabolic process; retinal metabolic process
Molecular function (GO): beta-carotene 15,15'-dioxygenase activity; carotenoid dioxygenase activity
Source: RefSeq, a predicted model, not a curated record
CGGUUCUGCGCUAGUGGCAGAAACCAUCAGUCACGGGUUGCGUACGGACCCACAUUACCUCUGUCAUCCGCUGUCAGUCCCAGCCUCGUUCACUCAACCAGGGACGUGAGACAACUUCAGGAAGACGAUAGUAAGUCAUAAACAACAACAGCACCAACAAAGCAGCAUUAACAACAGCCAGACGACGGCAACACCACCAUCAGCAACACCAACAAAACAAAAAUAGUAACACACUGCAGUAAUCCAUCAUGGCGGCGAAACACACCCCAGCGUAUCUGAAGGAAACCAACAACUCCCUCAUCUGGACGCGCUCUUGUGAGAAGGAGACCGCCAAGCCUGUCGAGGGCAAGGUCAAAGGAGAAAUCCCGCAGUGGCUCUGCGGGCGCCUGACUCGCAACGGGCCAGGAAAGACAGGCUUCGGUGACACUCAGUUCAACCACCUGUUCGACAUGUCUGCUCUAAUCCACCAGUUCAACAUCUAUGACGGCCGCGUCACAUACCAGUCCAGAUUCAUCCAGAGUGACACCUACAAGAAAAACCUGAGAGCGAAUCGUAUUAUUGUGAUGGAGUUCGGCACAGGGGCGUACCCAGACCCCUGCAAGACGCUGUUCCAAAGGUUCAUGACGUUCUUUACGCCCCUGAGCAAAAGGGAAAUGACGGACAACUGCCUAGUGAGCGUGUGUCAUUUCGGCGAUGAGCUGUACGCCAUGACGGAGACCAACGUGAUGCGAAGGAUAGACCCCGAGACUCUGGAGACUGUGGGCGAGAAGACAAAGCUGGACGACUACUUGAUGGCUGUCAACACUGCCACGGCUCACCCACAUAUAGACCCUGAUGGCACUAUCUACAACAUGGCCAGCUCUCACGCCAGCAAGGAGGGACCGCACUACUGCAUUGUCAAGUUUCCUCCACCUGCAGUGGUUAAUGGCAAAAAGAAGUCCUCGCUGGAUCAGGCCAGCGUGGUGAGCAAAAUACCCUGCCAAAAGAAGUUGUUUCCUUCCUAUUACCACUCCUUCGGCAUCACCGAGAACUACUUCAUCUUCGUGGAGCAGCCCUUCCUCCUUAACCUGAAGAAAUUUCUCGUCAACGUGGUCACAGGCAACAGCUUCUUGGCUGCGAUGGAGUGGCACGGCAAACACAAGACCAAGUUCCACGUGGUGCGGCGUGACACAGGGGAGAUCCUCUCCACCAAGUACGCCUCUGACGCCUUCCUCACCUUCCACCACACCAACACCUACGAGGAGGACGGCCACCUGGUGGUGGACCUCUGCGCCAUCAAGUCUGGAAACGUCAUCUCACAGUUCCUCCUCAAGAACCUGUCCAAACCUGACUACACUGUCUCCCCAGAGGACUUGCCCGUGCACAGACGAUACGUGCUGCCGCUCCGCACGGAAGGCUCCCGCACAGAUACCAACUUGGUAACACUAAAGGACACGAAGUGCACUGCUCGGAAGCUAAAGGACGGCACCAUCUUCCUCGAGGGGCAAGUCAUCUCCCCCAACGUCAUUGACCUGCCAAGGAUAAACUACAAAUACAAUGGCAAGCCUUACACCUUCACAUACGGGGUGGAAGUCAACCCCCUCGGAGCGCAGUUCUCAAGGCUGGUGAAGAUCAACGUGCGCACCGGGGAGACGCAGCUGUGGCACGAGGAAAGCAAGCUGGUGAGCGAGCCGGUGUUCGUGGCGGCCCCGAACGCCACCCGCGAGGAGGAGGGCGUUGUGCUCACUACUCUCCUUGAUAGUAACAACCCUACCUUCGUGGCACUGCUGGUGCUGGACCCUACCAGUUGGAAGGAGGUGGCGAGGGUGGAGUUUAAGGCACAGGGCAAGGUGACACAGACCUUCCAUGGACAGUUCGCAGCCACGGGAGACUCUGUUCACCUGUUCUAGGCACACGCUUGGGACGGGGUGCCGUGUAAUGGAUAAUGUCAGGGCAGAACUUUUAGUGUUUAGGGUUUUAGUGUUGCAACACUCUGUACAUGCUAUCUAUAUAAUUGUCCUUUAUGUAAGGAGUAUCAGUGAACAAAGCUAAUCUUUUACAAGUUACUAUAUUGUUAAUUUAGGAAAAAUGUAAGUAGAUUUCGUUUGUAUUUUUCCCUUAAAUAUCGCCGUUAAUGAAAUAGUAGUUAUUCCAUCAAACUGCACAUCACUUUGUGAUUUUUUAAACUGAGAUUUGUGUUUUCAGACUUUUAUGUAACAAUAACCAUAAAAUACCUGGAGGUAUUUUUUGUAGCUCAUUUAGUUUCAGUGUAAUACAAAGUACAGACUAUUUUUUUGAGCGAAUAGUUUUACAACAUAUUUAAGAAUACAUACAUACAUACAUACA